Molecule: messenger RNA, 1843 nt
Organism: Aspergillus ochraceoroseus IBT 24754
Lineage: Eukaryota; Fungi; Ascomycota; Eurotiomycetes; Eurotiales; Aspergillaceae
Exons: 4
Coding region: 287-1843 (518 amino acids)
Source: RefSeq, a predicted model, not a curated record
CCUGUUCAAAGACUAUCUAGCUAGAGUACCCUAGAUAUCCACGCACUUUGCAUCUUUUCACCAGCUCCAGUCUACUAUAUUCACCAGCUUUAAAGCCACACAGCAUAGCAUAAACUACCGCAUAUCCCCGAUCCCAUAGGUAGCAGCAAGCAAGCAAGCAACACACACACACAAAAUACUCACUUUUAGUAAUCUCUCACCAACAGGUUUCUUUCUGCUUUUCCUAUUAUUCUUUUCUCCCUUCCCCUGCUUUCAGCAACGGAAGUGUGAAAAGUAGCAUGCAACAAUGGAGACUGCAGCUAUCCCUGGUUCUCCUCCCCCCUCCGCCAGGGAGAAAGAGACAUGCUCCGACACCUCUGAUGAAGAAGAAGAAGAAGCCUGCCCUGUGGAGGUUGACGUCCACGGCCUCAAAGCAAAGAUCUACCUGAACUGCGCCGACGCAGAUAUCAUUCCGAGCCGAUACCUUGACAAGGCGGAUCGAUCUCAUGCCCCGGAAUACGAACUGACAUGUUGGUGUUGUUGCUCCGGUCUAGAUCUCGUUAGACGCUCUCCCUGGGUGUUCCGUGCCACGCACGACGGCCGCCAGGUGAACCUGAACAAAUGGUCAAAGGUCGAUAUCCGCUUUCGCGGUGUCUUUCGGACGCUGAAGAGAGCUCCCGCCUUUGCCUCGGGGCUGUACGAGAGUACUGGAGAGGCGGGCUGUCUGCUUGCGGGAGGGUCGUCGUCGUCGUCUUAUACCUCCUCGUUCUUCUUCUCUUCAUCGUCAUUGUUGUCUUCGAGGACCAGCUUCGAAGACGCAGUCAAGGCUCAAGCACAGGUUGUGUAUGCGCUUAUCGACGAGAUUCUAACUUUGCUCCAGAUCACAAGGGAGGCUGAAGAUCAUCGGUCGUAUUUUUUUCUUCGGUCUCGGCUGCUGAGCUCCCAACCCGAGUACUGGACGGGGUAUCGAGUAAAACAUCGCGAUACUCCGUACACUGCGGGGUCGAUUUCCGUGGACUAUUAUCCGCAACGGGGGACUCCUCGGGCUGUUGUGCCUGUGUCGAUGACAAGGGAACAAGGCCAACCGCUCAAAUCGGCUCUAGAGGGAAAGUUCAAACUCCUGCUCGCGCAGUUACUCGUUAAUGUGUAUCGUCUCUCUCCUCCAGGGGACAUGAUACCAGACCAAGAAGCGUUCCUCAUCGGACUCCACGGCUCUAGACUACAUAUUCUCCGAGCGAUCUUUCCAGGCCAAAAGACCUCGAAACUGUGGUGUGGCCGAUACAACCCGUCCAUGCAACAAAGCGCACAACCCCAGCCUUCGAAAGCGAAUGAGCGGUUCUACUAUAAACCGAACCUCGAGCGCUUCUUGGAGCAGGUCGAAUGGAGCCAGCUUUCGAAUUCGGAGAACGAAGCCGACCCUCGUGUUUUCCAGGUCUUCGGGAGCCGGGAGUACGAUUUGUGGGUGAAGGAGGAGUUUUCUGCCGCGCUGAGAUUGCUUGUUGGGCUCAUCAUGUAUCUUAUGAGUGGGCAGGCUCGCUGCGGGAUCCUCCAAGAUAUCUUUGAGCAAUAUCCGUAUGACGAAGACGUGGAGACGCAGGGCGAGGACGGGAAAGGGACAGAGAAGGCGGCGAAAGAGCAAAAGGAUGUAGAGGAGGAGGAGAAGAAAUUGAAAGACAUCGAGAAGAAGAAGCGAGAGGAAGACCAGGCUCGAGUGUGUGCACAUGAAGCUAUGAGGACGUCAACGAAUGACCGUAUCGGUGGUUUUGAGGAUUUUCGUCAGCCAUGUUGGGACUGGGUUUGGGAUGAUGGGCAAGAUGAAGAAUUAGUGAAGGACGAUGCCGAUAUCAUUCUUCGCAGGCCAUGA